Pecten maximus is the source of this 3703-nucleotide messenger RNA. RefSeq lists its product as uncharacterized. Lineage: Eukaryota; Metazoa; Mollusca; Bivalvia; Pectinida; Pectinidae. The transcript has 3 exons. The record is from RefSeq and is a predicted model, not a curated record. The coding region runs from base 436 to 1962 and encodes 508 amino acids.
UAAACCAAGCGUACCUAUAUAACAUACAUUGAUCCGAGUCUAUCAGAUUAGGCAUAGCUAUGCCCGAAGCUGCUACAAUAGACCAGCGCUCUGUGUUUCUAUAUAUCGACUGUUUGGUGUACGAGUCUCCCAUAACAAACCCGGGUAUCACGCGGACCGGCUGGUGUUAGACGGCACCAGUUCGUUUUGACUUGGUGUUGAUACUGUGAUAUUCAACCUAUCUGUAUAUGUUGUGGAAGCGGUGUAAUUUCGAGAUAGCCUGAGUAUCAUAUUAUUUCGGUGAUAACAUAUCUAGUGUCUUGGGCUAUGAUUGACAUAUAUUAUUGGACAUUUUGUACACGACAUGAUACCACAUGGCAUUAAACAAUUUUGUGUUCAGGAGUAUGGACCUUAACAUUUGAAUACAUCUAUUCAUACCGUGUUAUAGUUUUCAGCAUGUUGGACCAAACUCAGCGUUGGGCUACUUUGACAAAUUUCGGAAAUAUUCCAAGUAUGAAGGAGGCUUUAAUGAGCAAACAGCAGUCGGAUCAUAGAAUACUGAACAUGAAGCUAAAGCAGAGAGCUUUAACUGGAAAACCACAAAAUAAGAGAUUUUCAUCGUCGGUGUCUACCUUACAGGGUCGGGAACCACGCCGGUAUCCAAUGGAGUACUCUCGAGAAGACUCUACGAGAGCUGGAAAGCAACAUCAAACACUUCGUAAACAGUUGGAACAACGAGUAUACAACGCUAGGGUAGACAGCGGCAGUCUCAGGCAUUACAGCCUUGGCCUGUUUGACAGUGUCGUUCAGAAUCUCAACAAAAAUGACUCCAAUAUCAAGCCAAAACAGCUGCCAACAAAGCAGCCCUAUACAUAUAACGUGUCUGAAAAAGAAAAGGAGAGAAAAGUCAUUCGGCCACAAACAGCAGCUCACAAUGGACCCUCACAAGAUGGGAGCCUUUUGUAUAACAAACGAGGGAAAGUAUUGAACUCCAUAAGACUAAGACCACAGUCCGAACCUGUCGGUAGGUACAAUCAUGAAAAGGGAAAGAUUGUACCACCAGAAAUACAGAAGACGCUGUGUCAGAGCAACAACGAAUUCCGUGUACUGACCUCACCUAUGUCCAUCCAUCCUCCGUCCCCGAGGUCAAGGUCAUCCUCAAUUAGUGAUUUUAAACUCGUACCAUUGAAUGGAACUGGAAGUAUUUCUGAAAUGUCAUCGGUCCAUGACUUUAACACUGAUGGGGCUGUUCGUGUUGACCUGAACAGUGAGAAUGGGUUUGUCGAGGUAGAUGAACUAGAGACGUCUCGUACCUCAUCACAAAUAUCCAAUGACCUUGCGUUUAGAACAAGGAAUAUGCCCUCAGGUACUGUCCAUUUUUACUCAUUAGAGUACGAGAGUUCUGUAGAGGAAUCUAUCCCAGAGGCAUCGCCAUCGGCUGAGGUCAAGCCCCCUCCUCCACCACCGGAGGAACCAAAGACCAAAGCGAAGAAGGGAAAGCAGCGGUUAAAAUUUCUUGCUAAGGCCAUGUCUAGCGCCAAAAAGAAGAAGGAAGCAGAGCCCCCUCCUCCUCCUCCGCCGGAACCGGUAGUGAUAAAGGUACCGGAAGUAAAAAAACCGUUGAGAGGACCAAAGUGUUGGGUAGAUGACGCAACUGUGACGAGUGAAUUUGACGAAAAGACUGAUAAUGGGCAGAUGACAGCAGACGACAACUGUCCAGUCUCUGUGGUCAAAUCCAUCACAACUCUGGACAACCGUUUAACGGACACAGUAGAUCCGGUAAAUAAUGUCGAACUGCAGCAGUGUCAAGAAGAAAAUCCUGUACCAAUAGACUCUGAUGUAGAGGGCGCUGAGGAUGGCCCCUCUUACCUACCGAAAUUUCUCUGCCCAAGUUCCAUUCAGAAAUCUAAGCACGCCGCCGUCAAAGAAUGGUUAAAUACCACGAAUUUCAACCACGCCGAGCGAUAUGUUCCUUUGUUAUGAAGGGAAAUCGCGAUCGUAUCUAGGAAAACGUAUGAAACAUUCACAGGUUCUGUUGAAUUUUAUCUACGUACUCAAAGGUUAAUUAUCUUAUGAUUCAAGCGUAAUAAAAUGUAAUGUAUCACGAACUGCGUGACCAAGGACGGAGAGGUCACCAUACACAAAGGUGAUGUGUCAUCGAAUGAUGUACUCCAUGAUAUAUAACAACGUGAUGUACUCCAUGGUAUGUUACAACGUAAUGAACUCCAUGAUAUAUAACAUGAUGUACUCCAUGAUAUGUUACAACGUAAUGUACUCCAUGAUACGUUACAACGUAUUGUACUCCAUGAUACAUAACAUGAUGUACUCCAUGAUAUAUAACAACGUGAUGUACUCCAUGAUAUGUAACAACGUGAUGUACUCCAUAAUAUAUAACAACGUGAUGUACUCCAUGAUAUGUGACAACAUGAUGUACUCCAUGAUAUAUAACAUGAUGUACUCCAUGAUACAUAACAUGAUGUACUCCAUGAUAUAUAACGUGAUGUACUCCAUGAUAUAUAACAACGUGAUGUACUCCAUGAUAUAUAACAACGUGAUGUACUCCGUGAUAUAUAACAACGUGAUGUACUCCAUGAUAUAUAACAACGUGAUGUACUCCAUGAUAUAUAACAACGUGAUGUACUCCAUGAUAUAUAACAUGAUGUACUCCAUUAUCUAUAACAACGUGAUGUACUCCAUAAUAUAUAACAACGUGAUGUACUCCAUAAUAUAUAACAACGUGAUGUACUCCGUGAUAUAUGAAAACAUGAUGUACUCCGUGAUAUAUUACAUCAUGAUGUACUCCGUGAUAAAUAAAAACAUAAUGUAUUCCAUGAUAUGUUUUAACAUGAUGUACUCCGUGAUAUAUAAAAACAUGAUGUACUCCGUGAUAUAUAAAAACAUGAUGUACUCCAUGAUAUGUUUUAACAUGAUGUACUCUAUGAUACAUAACAUGAUGUACUCCAUGAUAUAUAACAACGUGAUGUACUCCAUGAUACAUAACAUGAUGUACCCCGUGAUAUAUAAAAACAUGAUGUACUCCAUGAUAUGUUUUAACAUGAUGUACUCUAUGAUACAAAACAUGAUGUACUCCGUGAUAUAUAACAACGUGAUGUACUCCAUGAUAAGUUUUAACAUGAUGUACUCUAUGAUACAUAACAUGAUGUACUCCAUGAUAUGUAACAUGAUACACUCCGUGAUAUGUUACAACAUGAUGUUGUCCAGUGGGCGUUUGUUUAUUCUAACUCGAUGAAUAUUUCUGAUGGUGCUUGGCGCCAUUAAUGACAACAUCUGUUGAAUAUAUACAUGUUGGGAUAGUUUUGCUUGCGAAUAAAUACUCUUUAGUUACAAAUAUAUAUUUUUUCACAUAGUGAUACCAGAACAAAACAUGUCUCCCAUACAUAUUGGUAUUACACUACGAUUGAGGUUUGACUGUAUCAACAGAAUGUGUAUAGCAUACCAAAUGACAGAGUUAAUUUAUAAACGGUAACUUAUUUGAAGUUAUAUGAAUGCUACGAAGUGAAACAUAGCAACAAAACAGACACUGGCCAUCUGAAUAAUUAUCAAAUGUGUCCGUACAUAUUCUAUCUAAUACAACGACAAUAACAAUAACAAUACUCUGAACACCAGGACCCUAGCAAUAUCUUCUUUCUGUAUCCAUAUCGAUGUAUGCAUUAUAGAAUGUGUGUUCAGUGUUGUAAAACAAUACACCAUGUGUUUUCAAUAA